CGUGGGUUAUCGUAGUAAUCAGCGAGAUCAGAUGUGGGUUGUGUACUGCGAAAAUGGAGGGAAGUAAAGAUUUUUGUGGUAGCAGUUUGGAUGAUAACGUUGCAAAUCAAACAUAUGCCUCUACACCUUCAUCUUCGACCUCAGGAUGUGUUUCUGGGGAUGACACAUCGGAAGGAAAAGCUGUCAUUCCUGCUAGCUUAGUUACUGCAGAAAAUUACUUAACCAUUUCAGAGGAGACCUUAGCACUUUUUUCGGUAGAUGAUUUAUCAAGAGCUGUAGAUCAGUGCAAAGAAAUGGUCCUGGAGAGUCCAGAAUGUUCAGAGGAACGCAAAUGGCUAGUUCGACGGCUCAUUGAAUUGAGGCUGAGGCUGCAGGAAGCAAGAGAAGAGGAGAAGGAUUGUUCUGCAUUAAACCACAAUGAAGUGAGAGUGGUACUUGGGCAUCACUUUGUACUACAGUCAGAGCCUUCACCAACAAGCAAACACCGUUGUGAUCGGUGCUUUGGAGUGAUUUGGAGUGUGGUGCAUUCAUGGUAUCAGUGUGUAGAUUGUAAGUAUAGCUGUCAUGUGAAGUGCCUUGUGCAGGUGUGCCGGGUGUGUGCUCAUGUUAAAGCAUCUGAAAAUCCGACAUAUAUUGCUGACAUUUGCCCUGAGCUGGGUUUAUCUGCACAGGCAUACAGAUGCGCAGAAUGCAAAGCUCAUAUCACUUUUACUUUCCCAAAAGGAUUGUCAUGUUUUGGACGGCCAUUUACAUCAGAGAACAGUUGUAUAGAACCGCGUCUUUGUGACUAUGAUGGGCGGUACUAUUGCCCCAUGUGCCAUUGGAAUUCAACAGCUGUUAUUCCUGCAAGAGUUGUGCAUAAUUGGGACUUCGAGAAGCGGAGAGUGUGUCGAGCAUCGAAACAGCUGCUUCGGCUCAUGGAAAAGCGACCUGUGUUGAAGCUGCAGCAGCUUAACCCCAAGCUGUUUGGCUUUGUAGAGGAACUUAGUCUCGUGAAGAAAAUACGAGAAAAUAUACUCAUAAUGAAGAAAUAUUUUGUGUCUUGCAAGAGUGCCAUUGAGAGUCGCUUCCUAUGGCAACUUCAAGAACGGCAGCACUUUCUGGAGAAUGUUGACUCGUUCAGUCUGCAGGAUCUCAUUGAUGUAAACUCUGGCGAACUCUUGCAGUAUUUAGAAAAAGUACAGGUUGCAUUCGUGAAGCACAUCAAAGAGGACUGCAAAUUGUGUUAUGGGAGAGGCUUUGUGUGUGAACUGUGUGAUGGUGAUGAAGUGAUUUUCCCUUUUGACUCAGUGGCAGCCAUUUGUCAACAGUGCUUUACAGUAUUUCAUCGAAAUUGUUGGACUAAGAAGAAUCAUCAAUGCCCAAAGUGCAUUCGUAUAGAGAAACGAGCGUCUUUACGUAGGGAUAGUACUUCAAGUGAAGAAAAUCUCUCAACCUAAAGUUGUAAUAUUGAUCUGAUGGCUGUGUGUAAGUAAGAGUGGAGGAUGAAGGUCAAGACACGUGUGUUCACUAUCACCGGUAUUUUCUGUACAACAAAGAAAUGGACAUUAAAUGAAAGACAAAUUAGAAAUGCUUAGAGAUUGAUAUUGUUGACCCUGAACCUGGUGUUUGAAAAUGUAUUUGUGCUCAACUCUUGCUUGGUCUGACUGCA
Cryptotermes secundus is the source of this 1651-nucleotide messenger RNA. It is a transcript of the gene DEF8, whose product is annotated as differentially expressed in FDCP 8 homolog. The record is from RefSeq and is a predicted model, not a curated record. Bases 54 to 1439 code for a protein of 461 amino acids. Lineage: Eukaryota; Metazoa; Arthropoda; Insecta; Blattodea; Kalotermitidae. The transcript has 8 exons.